Messenger RNA from Colletotrichum scovillei, 1804 nucleotides. RefSeq names its product Frag1/DRAM/Sfk1 family protein. The coding region runs from base 792 to 1538 and encodes 248 amino acids. Lineage: Eukaryota; Fungi; Ascomycota; Sordariomycetes; Glomerellales; Glomerellaceae. Gene Ontology annotation, cellular component: plasma membrane. The transcript has a single exon. The record is from RefSeq and is a predicted model, not a curated record.
AAUGACAUGUUCCCCCCACAACGCGCGCCCCGGCCGGGAAGCUUGCGCACCAAGUGUCCGCUCCAAGUGCCGAUCGAAUCCAUGACUUCAGAACUUUUUGGACUAGGUAGCUUGCAAGGGGGCUACCGAACGAUAUUGGCUCAAUAAUACCAGAAUCUACUCCUCAGAGUCAGAGAGAAAAAGAGAGUGCGCCCGACCGCAGCACGCCAGCCCGGACCCAUCGGGCAACCAACAUACGGGUAACGGGACGCCGAUGACACCUCUUAAGUCCGCAUACCCGACCCCCGGGGACACACCUCAGUCCAUUUUACUCUCUUUUCUCCAGGCACCGCCCGAUGUUUGACGUAGGCAGGCAUCUCCCGCGCAACAUUCAUUAAGGACCCCUCCCGCGCGCUCCCUUUCGCGUAUGAGACUUACAGCCAACGACAUAAUACCUACCAAACGUGGUCAGACCUCCUCUUCGAGUUCUUUUUUUGUUUUUCACACCUUCAGCCCAAAGUCUCGUGAUCCCUUCAAGAUCUGCCACGAACAACGUUUGCGAUAGUGAACACAUGCUUUUUUGGUAAGUGAUGCAGUCUUGAGUCCACUUUUCCCUACAAUCGUCAUACCUCGUCAUCACCACUCCCAAUUGGCGUCGUGAGCCUGGGUGUAGUACACCAACUGUACCCUCAGCGAACAGCCUCCUUUGGCUCAACACCGUCGUGAAUCCUUGGCAGCACAAGCUUACGCCCUCACAGAAGGACAACAUCCCCAAACACAAAGGCAAACACAUACACACACACCUGCCCAACAUGAGAAUAUUAUCAUACUGGAUCUUCCCCAUCAUAUCGGGCCUCGUCUGGCUCGGCAUGCUCCUCGGCAUGCUCCUCUACUGGAUCAUCGACACCCACCGCACAAUCUACCCCUCCAUGUCGCCGCCCCAGUCCAUCGCCUACAUCAGCGACGUCGGCGCCUACUACCUCAAGCCCCUCUUCAUCACCGGCUGCGUCCUCACCACCGUCUUCCUCGACCUCUCCUUCUUUUCCGACCGCUGGCUCCGCCACAAGGGCCGCCUCGUGCCCAACACCUCCAUCGGCGAGAAGAUUCUCUACGGCUUCACAAUCUUCUUCGCCAUCAUCGGCACCGUCGGCCUCAUCUGUCUCAGCAUCUUUGACACCUACCGCCACAAGAACCUCCACCUGCUCUUUCUGCUCUUCUUCAUGGGCGGCUACCUGCUCUCGGCCAUCUUCAUUUGCUGGGAGUACCAGCGCCUGGGCAUCAAGUACCCGGACCACACCUACCUCGCCGCCUCCUUCUGGAUCAAGCUCGUCUUCAUCCUCGUCGAGAUCGUCCUCGCCAUCGCGUUCAUCGUCUGCAACUUUAAAGAGAUUUACAACGCCGCCGCGAUCCUCGAGUGGAUCGUCGCCUUCAUCUUUUCAUUUUACAUCUUUUCGUUUACCGUCGACUUGCUGCCCGCGUCCAAGACGAGGAACAAGGCGAAUAGAUUCUCGAAGCCAGGGAUGAGUCAAUGGACUGGCGCUGGACCGGGGAACUUUUAAGGAGUGAGGUUUGAAGAGUUUAUGUGAUAAUGGGAAUGGAAUGGGAAAUAGGAUACGACUAAAAGAAAAGAGAAGAUAGAUAAUGAACUGGCGGGAGGAGUAAUCGCGGGCACGACGAAGCUCGUGUUGUAUGAAUUGGCAUCUGCAUACCCAGGGGACAAAGAUUACGAACAGCAGGCGUUUUGGGCGUAGUCACUUUACGCACAUCUUAGAAUUACAGGUAGCAUUUACAAAUCCACUGUAUACGUGCGAUACAAUAUUACCGA